This is a messenger RNA of Capsicum annuum, 1674 nucleotides long. RefSeq names its product vacuolar protein sorting-associated protein 36-like. The transcript is spliced from 5 exons. Gene Ontology annotation, molecular function: ubiquitin binding. The record is from RefSeq and is a predicted model, not a curated record. Gene Ontology annotation, cellular component: late endosome membrane; ESCRT II complex. Lineage: Eukaryota; Viridiplantae; Streptophyta; Magnoliopsida; Solanales; Solanaceae. Gene Ontology annotation, biological process: protein transport to vacuole involved in ubiquitin-dependent protein catabolic process via the multivesicular body sorting pathway. The coding region runs from base 641 to 1285 and encodes 214 amino acids.
UAUGGCAAGUGAAUAGUGCAGGAGGGGAAGUAGUUAACCAAUUUCCAGAAGCAAACGACCCAAAGUGAACUCAAUCUGUGAAGUCAAAUUUACAGUUUAUUUAUUCAAUUUUUCUUCCAAAGAUCCUUACACGGCUACACUAUGGCGGAAAUUGGCUACCGCCGGCACAACUCACCGGCAGUGGCCGGCCGGUAUUUCAACCAGGUGAAGUAGAAUGCAGUCUGCUCUCUUCCGUAGACCUUUACUCCGAAGAAACCCCCAAUUUCCCUCACCUUAAAUCCGGCCUAAUAAUCCUCACAACUCACCGUCUUAUCUGGGUUCAAGAAUCCAUUCCUUCCGCUACCGCCUUUUUCGUCCCUCUUUCAUCCAUUAGCCACAUCUUCUCCCUCAAAAAAUCAAUCAAGUCUAUGUUCGCCAAUCCAAGAUUACGGUUCCAGCCUUCCAGGCCUCAUUAGGCGAAAAGGGGGAAAAGGGUUAGUGGUAAUUACGUUGAUUCUCAGGGGGAAAUCGGAUGUUGACUCGUUUGUGGAGAAGUUUUGGGAAGCAUGGAGAAAGAAGGGUUAGUUAGAUGGGGUGAAAUCUGGUUCGGGGGGUGAGGGAGGGGUCUGGGUCGGGGGGUGAUGGAGGAUUCGCGGUGAGGAUGCCGGUUUUUGGAGUAGCUGGGAUAUUGAGGAAAGAGCAGGAAAUGUGGGAGAGUACUGAUAAGAGCUUGCAGGAUGCUUUUCAGGAUUUGAAUGCUCUCAUGAAUAAGGCUAAGGAAAUGGUGACUCUAGCAGAGAAAAUGAGAGCAAAGCUUCUCUCUGGCUCAACUAGUCAGGCUACCUGCACAAAUGAUGAGGAAAUUGGAACCAAAGAAGAAAUGCAAGAAUUGCUUUUAAGUGUUGGUAUUGUGUCUCCUGUUACUAAAGAAUCUGCUGGUGCGUUGUACCAUCAACAAUUGUCUCGGCAGUUGGCAGAUUUUGCGAAAAUUCCACUGGAGAGGGCUGGAGGAAUGAUUAAUCUCAUUGACAUCUAUUGCCUUUUCAACCGGGCUCGUGGAACAGAAUUGAUGUCACCUGACGAUUUGCUGCGUGCAUGUUCUCUUUGGGAGAAGUGUGAUGUACCAGUUAUGCUUUGGAAGUUUGACAGUGGUGUCAUGGUCAUCCAGAGCAAAAACCACAGUGAUGAUGAGGUAAAUCAUUUAUAUUGCUUUCAUUGUUUAAGCUUCUCCUUUUUGCAAAUUCAAUUCUUGCUUUUUUGGCUCUUCUCUAAUCUCUCUUAUUACUUCCUAUAUUGCUUUUCUUGAACUUAUUGUAAGGGUCUGUAAUCUUCUAGGUAAUUCUUCUAUUGGGGUCAGAUAAGUUCUUGGUAUUAUAUCUGUCAUCAAUUAUUCCCUCAAGUAGCAGAUACAUGGUUGUAGUCAAUAUACAACUUAUUAGAUAUUUAAUCCAUAGGCAAAGUAUUAAAAGUUAUUGCUGAAGAAGACCAGAACUGAGUAGGCAAACAAGUCUAGUUUACUGUAUUAGUGUGAGUCGGUGUUGAGAGUGUUGAGUUAUAUAAUAUCAAACACAAGGGUAUAAUGGCAAUUAAUGAGGUAUUUAUAGAUCUUGGUGCACUAUAUACAUUGCUUUAAGGUUAUUGGUUUGAUACUCUUAGAUUUUAGAUUCUUUCACAUGGUAAGACCGUCCAUCGGUA